CUCCUACUAUGCCAUUGCACUCACGUAGGUUAAUAUAUUUAACACAUGAUCGUUAUACAAUUCAUAUUCAUACCACAACACAUCAGCUUAAAGGAAAAACUGAAUUUGAAUUUUGAUUUAACCUGGAUAAAUUCUGGAAACGACUAAAAAUGACCGAAGAGAAUACUGACGAUAAGCAUUCUUUUAUCGAAAUAACAGUGUCCGAUACAAUUUUAGAUGCCGAAGAUAGUAAUUUACCGUUCUCAAUACAAUGUAGCAUUUUAAAUCAGAACAAAGAUGAAGAUAGAUUAGCAAAAGAAAAACUCAAUUCUGUCAUGGCAUCCCACCAGAACAUUCUAGAAGAAAAGGAGGCGACUUUAGAGAGGCUGCAUGAACAGAUUUCAGUUCUGCAGCAGCAGAUUAGCCAGUAUGAGGACAUCGGAGCAAAGAUUGACGAGGAACUACAGAGUGAGGGUCUAUCUGAGCUGUUGGAAGUGAGCCCUGGAGAACAGAUUCUGUUUCUGCUCAAGGAGAGAAAUCUCAUCUUGGACGACCUCGACAAGGCUCAAGAACAUAUUAGUGAACUCGAGGAGCAACGAGUGAUCUGUGACAACUUAAUCGAAGAGUUAGAGAUGGAGAAGACGGGGUUGAUAGAGGAGAUGGGACUGUACAAAGAGAAGAGUAGGGAGGAGAUGGAAAGUAAGGAGAGGGCGAGUGAGGCGGCGCUGAAUGGAGCGAGGAGUCAGCUGGAGGAUAUGCGAGAUAGGAACAAGAAGUUGGAGACACUACUGGAUCAAUCUCAGGCGGCAGCGGGCGAUGCGGCUACCUCCACUUGGGAGGUGGACAAACUGAAGGGAGAAGUGCAGGAGUUGAAGGAGAGGCUGGGAGAGAGUGAGAGUAGGAGGGUUAGAUUUGAGGAGGAAGUAGGGCUAAUGGGCGACAAACUCAAACAAGCCAGGAGGGAGGCAGAACAACACCAGGUGACCAUAUCUGAGCAAGAAGCCAAAAUCAACGAAAUGAAAGACGAACUGGAACACCUAGAAGACAGAUUGGAGGAUAAAGAGCUAACCAUUGAAGAUCUGAUGCAGGAGAACGCCAAACUACUAGAGGAAAAGGAAACCAGAGAAGAGGAUCCACCAGUUGCGCUAGUUAGAACUCAGAAUCCUCUUGAAAAAGAACUCGAACUCAAAGAACAACAGCUUGAAGACAUUCGAGAAGAUCUUGCCAAUAAUGAAUCCAUAAUUCAGCGUCUCAAGGACGAACUAACACAAACCGCAUCUGAUCACGCACAGGAAAAGAGCGAUCUUAAUUACAAACUGCAGAUGGCGAGUAAGGAAAGUGAGUCGAAGAAUAAAGAGAUAGUGAAGGUUUCCCAGCAAAUGGAAGAAAUUCUGUCAAUCAAUGAGUCGCUGCAGUCUGAAAUGAGUUCACUUAGGACACAAGUUACGACCAUAACACAAUCAACUUCGUCGGCAGAUAAAAAAGAAGCAGUGGAGACCAAUCUGAAACUAGCACGAGAAGAAGUAGAGAGAAACAAAGAGUACAUAGUGAACCUGGAGCAGCAGUUAGAAGAGGCCAAGAGACUGUGCGAGAGACAAAACAGACUUCACCAGGAGGCACAACUAAAGCUACAAACUAAUAUUAACUCACUGAAAAGAAAACUUUCGGAACAUCGAGUGUCUCUGCCUGCUAUCCCAACAAAAGCAGAUCAGCCAACAAAAACGUGGACACCGUCGUUUCUAUUGCUUCAGGCGCAGCAGCUGACGCCCAAGUUCGAAGAACAACUUGAAAUUAUGUAUGUGAACAUAUCCAACAACAAAGAAAAAACCUCGUUCAAAAUGGAUGUUCUAAACUCAGCUACGAAAGUCAUCGUGUGCCAGGCAAAAACUCUCAACUUUACCACAGUUUUUGAAUGUGGCAAACAUGCUCAACGCCCCUGAAUCACCUGUUACAUGCAUAUUUUAUGGUAGCUUUAUUCUCAUGAUCAUCGAGCGGUUGUUUUCUACAGUAGAUGUUAAAUAUAAGUUUUCAAAUUCAAAAUUAUCCUUCUA
Messenger RNA from Symsagittifera roscoffensis, 2030 nucleotides. Its product is annotated as restin homolog. Lineage: Eukaryota; Metazoa; Xenacoelomorpha; Acoela; Convolutidae. The coding region runs from base 150 to 1919 and encodes 589 amino acids. The record is from RefSeq and is a predicted model, not a curated record. The transcript is spliced from 11 exons.